Messenger RNA from Ipomoea nil (Japanese morning glory), 2015 nucleotides. Its product is annotated as protein NRT1/ PTR FAMILY 1.2-like. The transcript has 4 exons. The record is from RefSeq and is a predicted model, not a curated record. Gene Ontology annotation, biological process: transmembrane transport. Gene Ontology annotation, cellular component: plasma membrane. Gene Ontology annotation, molecular function: transmembrane transporter activity. The coding region runs from base 203 to 1816 and encodes 537 amino acids. NCBI's taxonomy places the organism in Eukaryota, Viridiplantae, Streptophyta, Magnoliopsida, Solanales, Convolvulaceae.
CUCCUCUUCUUCUAAUUUUGAAGAUCGAGUCGAUUUUAGAAAGUGAGGAAUUUGUGUCACUGUUUCCAUGGAAAAUUUCUCAGACGAAAAGGGGGAGAUGGCUGGUGAGCAGCAGCCUCUCGUGGAAACUUCCGCUCCUUAGCCUCAGGGUGGUGGCUUAACAACUCUGCCCUUCAUUGCUGGAAAUUUGGCAUUGACGAUUAUGGUGACUAGUGGGUUAGCUCCCAACAUGAUUCUGUAUCUGAUGAGGGAGUAUCAAAUGGAUAUGGCUAGUGGAUCCAAUGUACUGUAUUGGUGGAGUGCAUCUUCUAAUAUCACCCCUGUUAUCGGAGCUUUUAUGGCAGAUUCAUUUGUGGGCCGGUUUCAAAUAAUUACCAUGGGAUCUGUUAUUAGCCUUGUGGGAAUAUUUCUCUUUUGGCUAACAACUGUUAUACCGCAAGCAAGGCCCCCUCCCUGCUUGGUUUCGAACAACAAUACUUGCAGUUCUGCAACAGCGCUCCAACUUUUUCUUCUAUUUACCUCUUUUAUUCUCGUGUCAAUUGGUUCUGGAGGGGUAAAAUCUUCUUCGUUGGCGUUUGGCGUUGAUCAGUUAAAGAAUGAGGGUGUGAAAAUGGAGAGAUACUUUGGGUGGUACUAUGCUAUUACCUUAGUGUCUGGCCUCGUUGCCAUGACUUGUCUGGUUUAUAUCCAAGAGAACAUGGGGUGGGAAAUCGGCUUUGGAGUUCUUCUUCUGCUUAUGCUCUUUGCUGCUGUUUUAAUCUUUCUGGGUUCCCCUUUUUAUGUGAAACCAAAGCCCAAAGGAAGCUUAAUCACAGGGUUAAUUCAAGUGAUUGUAGCUUCUUAUAGAAAGAGAAGUAUUGUGCUUUCAUUUGCCAAUGGUGGAGGUAUAGCAUACCAUCAAGAAGGUACCAUGUUACGUCUCCCAAGUGAAACACUGAGGUUUCUUAAUAAAGCUUGCAUCAUACAAGAUCCCCAUCAAGAUCUGAACUCAGAUGGAAAAGCAGCAGAUCCAUGGAGUCUUUGUACAGUAGAUCAAGUAGAGGAGCUGAAAGCAAUCCUAAAGGUUAUCCCAAUAUGGGUUACUGGUGUUAUAAUGAGCAUAAAUAUCAGCCAAGGUUCUUUUGACACCCUUCAAGCCACCACUGUGGAUCGCCAUAUAAUAGGCUCAAGCUUUGAAAUUCCAGUAGGCUCCUUGGGAAUUUUCGCAUUCGUUUCUAUAGUAAUUUGGCUUGUGUCAUACGAACGAGCUAUUAUACCCAUUGCUUCAAGAAUCAUGGGAAAGCCGGCUCGUUUCAGUACCAAGACAAGAAUGGGAUGUGGGAUCUUUGUAUCUUUCCUAUCCGUCGUGGUGGCAGCCAUUGUGGAGACGGUUAGGCGGAGCCUCGCAAAUAAGGAGGGAUACUCGGAGGACCCAGAUGGUAUAAUCGAGAUGUCGGUAUUGUGGCUAGUGCCACACUUGUUGCUUGUAGGCAUUGCAGAGGCCAUUAAUGCAGUUGCCCAAAACGAGUUCUUCGUAUCAGAGUUCCCCCAGAGCAUGGCGAGCAUAGCGUCCAAUCUUCUCGGGCUGGGGUUCGCUGCAGGGAGCGUAGCGGCCAGCUUUCUGAUGAGUGCUAUCAAUGACAUGACUGAAGGAGGCGAAAGUGGGAGCUGGAUAUCCAGCAACAUAAACAAGGGUCACUAUGACUACUAUAAUUGGAUUCUUGCCGGGUUAAGCAUGGCUAAUAUGUUGCUUUUCUUCUUUUGUAGCCGGGCUUAUGGCCCCUGCCGGGAAGAGAAUGACCUAAACGCGGUUGUGGAAGUAGAGGGGGAGUCCUAAACUAGUACUGUAUCAAGCAAGUUAAAGCCUUCAUAUCCCCUGUAAAUCAUUACAUAUAAGAUUGACAUGUAUAUGCCUAGGCAUAAUGGAUAAGUAAAUUUUUGUUAGUUUGUAGUUUAUUUAGUUGUAGUAGCAGCCUAUAGACUAAGUGCACUGCACUAUCAUAUUGAGCAUUAUAAUAAGAUGAUGAUAUAUUGUA